CAAGUCAGUCUAAUCUUCACUAAAACCUGGAUUUGCUGCUCCGGACUGAACCCAUCCCUUCAAAACUGUGUUUGGUGUAUUUAUCCAUCCGUCCAUUGUCUGAACCCGCUUAUGGGUCGUGGGGGGGCUGGUGCCCAUCUCCAGCGGUCAAUGGGCAAUAAGGCGGGGUACACCCUGGACAAAGUGCCAGUCCAUCGCAGGGCAACACAGAGACACAGGACAAUCAUGCACACACACACGUAAGGACAAUUUAGACAGACCAGUCAACCUAACAGUCAUGUUUUUGGACUGUGGGAGGAAGCCGGAGUACCCGGUGAGAACCCACGCAUGCACAGGGAGAACAUGCAAACUCCAUGCAGAAAGACGUCAGGCCGGGAAGCGAACCCAGGACCUUCUCGCUGCAAGGCAACAGCUCUAACCACUGCGCAGCCCUGGUGUAUCUAUGUCAAAUAAAAUGGAUCCCAAAACAUUGGUUUGCUUCUUUUCCUUCAUCUUCCUUUUCCAACACCGUGAACUCCUGUGCGUUUGCCUACGGCAAGCCCAAAGGACAACAGACAUCCAUAACAACACAACAGUCUCUGGGUUUCCCAGGUUUUCGGACUCCAAGGUCCGACGUGUGUAAAACCUGCUAUUUAGCGGGUUGCUACCAUAUGUACCGCGUGAGAACGUGACGUGAGCUCAGCUCAGAAAGGAAGUGGUUCAGUUUGCUUCGUCCGGCUUAAGCAGACUGAAUGGGGGAGUGUUCACCUCUGACGGCCUUCACUGAGGAGCAGUUCCUUCUGCACAUACCUGAGGACAGUAGCCUUGACUGGCUUAAAGAUCACCAGGGGAUGGAUGUUCUUCCGUAACUUUAAUUACAAAAUACACUGUGGUGUAACGUGGAAAAUCGGCUUUAUUCAGUUUAAUUACGGUUUUAGUUUAAUUCAGUUAAAUAAUUAUUGAUGGGAACCACUGUUCUAGAUCAGGCCCGCAGAACCGUGAGGGUGCAGCUGUUCAUGUGUGUUAAUGGAGGCAGAGGUCAGCUGGUCACAUAACUGGGAGUUAUUUUUACACCCCUCCCUCUGCCUCAGACUGGUUCUGACUCCGGGCUUUCAGCUGAAAGUAUUUGGAUCAGCAGCACCAAGCUUCAGGUACCGUGUUGGCUGGGUCGGACUGGAGCAUGCUUUAGGUUUUGGGUUCAAUGCCUUUGGAUCAGAACCAACUGCUUGUUUAUCAACGUUAACGGCAGAUGCUAGAAUCGGACGGGUCAAAACCGAGCUGAAUGGGGUGAUGUGGUUCUGAGAGUCCAUGUGGGUCAGUACCUUUGUAAACCAGAUUUUAUAUGUUGGUAUUUCAGAACCACAAGAAGACACAACUCUGAGUGAACCGGGUCAGUACCAGUGUCAGAAUCAGGUCGGCUGGUCUGUCUCCAUGGUAACAGAUGCUGAAGCCUCUCAGCAUCCGUUGGUUCUGUUCAGUAGAGCCCCUGCAGGUUUAUAGAACCAGAACACCACGGAGUUAAGAACCUAUUAGUCAUCAGAACCAAGGGUCUCUGGACUUGAUCAGAUCAGACCAGAACCUCAAGCUGGUUCCUAACUCAUGUUUUGUUUCUUGUAGAGGUUUCCACCUUCAGAACCUUUGGGUCCUCUGUUGGUCCAAAUAGGUCCAUCCUAAAGAACUGGAAUGGUUCCAGUCCAUCAACGAGGACAACAGAACAACUAUAAAACCCAUCUACGUGGCUUCUUCAACCAGAGACAGAACCACCUCCAGGAUGGACCCAACCGGGCAGACGUGUGGAGAACAGAGGUUCUGUGGCUCUGUCACCACCCUGAGCACCAUCGCUAUCCAAACCGGCCAGACCCAGAUCACCGCCUCUGUUCUGCAGAUGUCCAUCAGCAUCGGGCGGUUGGAGGACCUGAAGGUAACACCUGGUGAAGAGGGACUGACUGGAGUUCAGGUCUCAUUCAACUCCAUGAGGAGAGAGAUUCUGGAGAAGUCUUUUCAGGUUCUAACCAGCUACAGCGCUCUGCAACAGAACCUCAGACAACUGCAGAGGAUCGAGGCCCUCCAGAGGAGAGGAGGAGAACUGCGGGAGGAGAAAGAGGAGGCGAAUCAGAGUUCCCAGAGCAGCAGAGGGGCUAUGUUGAGGCUGGAACAGCUGAUGGAGAUCCUACAGAACCAGAGGUGGAAAGCUGAGCAGGUCUUCAGGCUGCAGCUCCAGCGGGCCCUGGAAGUCCAGGGGUCAAAGAUGUCAGAAUCACAGGAUCAGACUCAACUGGACAGGAACCUGCAGCCUGGGUCCAGAUCAGAGGUACCAGAACCCUGGCCAUGGGACAGUAGGGGUCCAAGGUCUGAAUCUGGAUCAGAGCAGACCAAGAAACCAGAGAUGGAAUCCAGACCAUUAAAGACCAGAGACGUUCAAUCCAGUUUCAGAUCAGGUCUGAAGACCGGUUCUGGUGUGAAGUCUGGACCCAGCUCAGAGUCCCGGGACCAGGCCGAGAGCUGUCAGUACCAGGAACUGAUGUUCUGCAGGAAAGACCAGGAGAGGCUUCAGAAGAACCUGCAGGACCUCAAGUGUGUGUCAGAACUGCUGGACAGUUGCACCCUGAUGGAUCUGGGCUCAGACCUGCAGACCUCCAGGCUGCUGACCUGUUUCAGAGAGGCUGAAGCACAUUUUAGGGUACGGGCUUCUGCAGAUCCUAGAUGUUGGUGUGGGACAAGGUGCGAGAUGCUUCCUGGACAAAAUGGACUUCCUGUGUGUGGAUCAGAACCAGUUCUUGUCCCUCUCUUCUCUGCAGCAGCUGGAUGCUGAGGUGGAGGAGAUUCUGGAAAGAGUCCAGACCCAGGUGGAGGGAGGAGCAUGGAUGGAGAAGCUGCUGAAGCUCCAGCUGACCGUAAAGGAGAAGAUCCAGCCGAGCAAGUUCAUCCUGAGCUUGAGCAGGUGUUUCCACCGCACAGCUAAUAAGGUGAGAGGAACUGGCCCCGCCCAUCUAACCCCUGUUUAUUCUGGUGGAAAAUCUCAGCGAUUAAACGAUAAGACCUCAAGAAGCGGACAGAAACCCACAUCUAAACCAAAAUGUAAAACACGCCUUUAUGUCCAUGCAACACUUCCCCUACAUACAUCCAAGGGAACCCGCCGCGUCAGGGACAAGUUUGCUGUUUGACCAGUGGAGGAUGCACAUGAACGAGGGUUACUGUUAAACCCAACUCCAGCUUGUUCCUUGACUGACCAGAGAGGGCGCUGCUGCUGCAGGAAUCCACUCAUAUAAUGAUGAUUCAGCCUGAGGGUGGUCCAAGAUGGCCGACUAGUAGACACCAUCGACAUAAAUAUACUGGACAUCUCCUCUCCAUAGGCUCCAAUAUCACGUUUUUGAGGCCAAAUGGGAGGUGGCCACCACCGCCAUUUUGACCGUGUCACAGGUUCCGUCAAGCCCAGACAAUUCCAAAAAUGGGAAGAGAAGGAGGAGCUGAGGGUGGGGCUGUAAGGCUGGGAUCAACUGACGACACCCGGUUGAACUAGCUACAAGCUAACCCUGGCUAACCCAAAGCUAACGCGGAGGUGGGAGCUAAGCUAACGGAGGUAGCAACCUAGCUACAACCGGAGUUAACUGUGCACAACACCAGAGCUUCUGAGCCAGAGAUACGCCGGGCUGACCGCUGGGUAAAACCGGGUGGAACACAGAGGUCUCCCAAGAGCUCCACAAGC
Nothobranchius furzeri (turquoise killifish) is the source of this 3685-nucleotide messenger RNA. RefSeq lists its product as uncharacterized. The record is from RefSeq and is a predicted model, not a curated record. Lineage: Eukaryota; Metazoa; Chordata; Actinopteri; Cyprinodontiformes; Nothobranchiidae.